UCUUUAAAAUUCUGUACGUAUACAACUGUUGUUGCUGUGAGGAGGAGGAGGAGGAGGAGGUCUUCGUACAAGAACGAAAGGAGGGCGUCCCUUUGAGAGACGAGCUCCGUUACUCUCGCCGUGGUUCUCAACGCUGUCAUUAUACUUGUGUGAAGAAUCUCGCCUAGUUUCAGUAUGGAACGUCUUUGGAUUACGAUUUUGUUGGCUUGCUGCACGACGUGGGGUUGGCGCGGAGUUUUUGCGGAGGAUUCGGCUGCAGGUUCGCAAGACGAACUUGCCCGGCACUACAAUUCAAGAUACUCAGUUUUCGACGAACCGUACAACGUCGAGUUCAAGUAUCACAACUAUGAUCAGAUGAGCCGAUUUCUGAGGGCCACUUCUCUUCGGUACCAAAAUCUGACCGCUCUCUAUUCCAUAGGGAAAUCAGUGAAAGGCAGAGAUCUUUGGGUGAUCGUUGUUUCGUCUUCUCCAUACGAGCACGUCAUUGGUAACCCGGAUGUCAAAUACGUUGCCAAUAUUCACGGAAAUGAGGCCGUUGGUCGAGAGCUUAUGCUGCAUCUUGUCCACCUCUUGGUGACCAAAUACGGAACCGAUCCCUACAUCACCUGGCUUUUGGACAAGACGCGAAUUCACAUAUUGCCCUCCAUGAACCCUGACGGUUUCGAGGUGUCGAAGGAAGGAACUUGCGAAGGUGGCCAAGGAAGGUACAACGCUCGUGGGUUUGAUCUGAACCGAAACUUCCCCGAUUACUUUAAACAGAACAAUAAGUGGAGUCAACCAGAAACGGAAGCCGUCAAGGAUUGGGUCUCGAAGAUACAGUUUGUACUCUCCGGAAGUCUUCAUGGCGGAGCUUUGGUCGCCAGUUAUCCCUUCGACAACACCCCAAACUCGAGAAUUUGUCGUUCGGCCCCGUUAUGCGCAGUGUUCCAGAGCUACAGCUCAACGCCUAGCAUAUCACCGGACGACGACGUCUUCCGUCACUUAUCCCUGACGUAUUCCCGAAAUCACGGCACCAUGCAUCGUGGUGCUGCCUGUUCACCGACCCAACCGGGAUUUAAAAACGGCAUUACGAACGGUGCCGAGUGGUAUCCGCUGACCGGUGGAAUGCAGGACUUCAACUACGUGUGGAACGGAUGCAUGGAGAUCACCCUCGAGUUGUCAUGCUGCAAAUAUCCACCAGCCGAGGAUCUUCCCCGUUACUGGGCCGAGAAUCGCGACGCACUCGUCAAGUUUCUAGCCGAAGUUCAUCGCGGUGUCCAAGGCUUCGUUGUCGACGAGAAUGGCAAUCCUGUAGAACGUGCCUCUCUCAAAGUGAAAUCGCGGGAUGUCGGUUUUGUCACCACUAAAUACGGGGAAUUCUGGAGAGUUCUUCUUCCGGGAAUCUACAAACUCGAGGUCUACGCCGACGGUUACUUGCCGCGAGAGGUCGAGUUCAUGGUAAUCGAGCAGCAUCCCACACUUCUCAAUGUCACUCUUCGCGCUACCAAGAGGCAAGACCACAUUGGCGGGAACCAAGGGACCGUGGGCGUAUACGCAGGACGACCAUCUGAAACCCACCGGGAGCAGAGACCAUCGCCUUAUUACACUCAGGGUCAUUACAGGCCGAAUUCAGGCGCAAACACGGCAGCCGGUGACAAUGGGAAUGGGAUUUUUUCUUCCAUCAGUAGCGGCUUCAACUCGAUUGUUACGAAUCUUUUCGGCUAGUUGGAGCAGCAUUGAACUGUUAUAAAAUUCAGACAAAUAGCCACACUAUUCAAUUAGAUAUUAUUUUUUAAAACCGCCACUGACGAUCGCGUAUAUGAUGAUUUAUUCACAUAUACGUGGAUUUACGAAUUUACCUACGCGUACCACAAUAUUGUUUAUAAGGUACAUACGUUAGACGCGUUACGUAUGCAUGUUGUAAGGAUUAUUUACCCGUAGGUUGUUUUACUUGUUGUUAAUUAAAUAUAGGGGGACCAAUCGAUCGAACAUCCAUGGAUUCGAUACAUAA
Diprion similis is the source of this 1990-nucleotide messenger RNA. Its product is annotated as carboxypeptidase M. Gene Ontology annotation, molecular function: zinc ion binding; metallocarboxypeptidase activity. Lineage: Eukaryota; Metazoa; Arthropoda; Insecta; Hymenoptera; Diprionidae. Gene Ontology annotation, biological process: proteolysis. The transcript is spliced from 10 exons. Bases 175 to 1704 code for a protein of 509 amino acids. The record is from RefSeq and is a predicted model, not a curated record. Gene Ontology annotation, cellular component: cell surface.